Messenger RNA from Aspergillus affinis, 1485 nucleotides. Its product is annotated as arylsulfotransferase family protein. NCBI's taxonomy places the organism in Eukaryota, Fungi, Ascomycota, Eurotiomycetes, Eurotiales, Aspergillaceae. The record is from RefSeq and is a predicted model, not a curated record. The transcript is spliced from 2 exons. The coding region runs from base 1 to 1485 and encodes 494 amino acids.
AUGGUGCGAUUCCACUCCGCGUCUGUAUGCGGCAUCUUGAUGCUGUCCGUCGGAGGUUUGGCUGCAGAUAGUUGGCCUUACCAAUCCUUUACCACUGCGUCAUGGCGAGUCCCCCAGCUAAGCAUCAAUCAAACGGGCGAUGUGGGCCAGGGAUACAUUUUUGUGGCCUUACAAGGCGAGCAGGCCACUCCGGUUGGUCCUACAAUAUACGAUGGCAAUGGCGAUCUGAUCUACCAGGGGUCGCAUGCCAAUGCGAGUGGUUUCAGGGUGCAGAAUGUAUCAGGUCAGGAUAUGAUCACAUUCUGGUCCGGUCAAUAUGUCGACCCGGGUUACGGUUAUGGCACUGUCCAUAUUCUGGACAAUGCCUACAACGAGUUGUACACGAUUACCUUGAAGGACAACUACAUCACGCCCGAUGGCCAAGCCCAGCUUUCCUAUCUAGAUGACCAUGAACACCUCGUAACAUCGGAGGAUACUAUUCUCGUUUCCGUCAUCAACGUCACCGAAUAUGAUCUGAGUGCGGUUGGCGGACAGCCUGACCAUUAUGUGGCCAACUAUCUUUUCUAUGAGAUCGAGGUGCAGUCGAACGACAUUGUUUACUCAUGGAGCGCCCUUGAUCAUAUCCCUAUCGAGCUAUCGGAGGUAGAUCUUGCUGGCACGAGUACCCGCGAACUGCCGUUCGAUCCCUUUCAGCUCAACGCCAUCAAUCCAACAAAGAAUGGCUUUCUAGUAUCUCUGCGUGGCUACUCCUCGGUCUUCUAUCUCAAUAGAGAUGCUUCCAUUCAGUGGCAACUUUCUGGUAUCAAUGGUGGUGACUUUGAACUCGACGAGGUUAAUUUCUCAUGGCAACACGACGCGAGAGUGUAUGACGAGACAGACGAAAGCUUGACCCUGAGUUUAUUUAGCAAUUCGAACAACAAUGAUGAAAGCGAUGGUGAGAGCACCGCAAUGAUCCUACACGUUGAUGUUAUCAACCGCAAAGUCUCGGCCAUUCGUCAAGUGUCUGACCCAGACGACCCGAUUCAGUCCAAAGAUGAAGGAAGUGUCCAGCUUCUGGAACCAGCCACACCGCAGUCUCAUUUGCUUGUUGGCUAUGGCGACGUUCCCGAAUUGAAGGAGUAUAAUGGCGAUGGAGAUGUUAUUCUGUCCGCUCAGUUUGGCCACUCUGGCUAUAUUGGAUCCUCCAGUGUCUAUAAGUCCCAGUGGAGGGCCACGCCGUUUUGGAAACCGUCGGUAGAAGCUAAGAAAAUAUCGGAUUUUGCUUUCGACGUGUACAUGAGUUGGAACGGGGCAACGGAAUAUGAUAACUGGGCGAUUUACUCUGUGCCGUCGCAGGACUCCGACGAGACCACCCUCGUCACUUCUCACAAGCGGACUGGCUUUGAGACCAGAGUCAGUAUUCGUGUCACAGACUUCUCUUAUAUUCGAGUGAAGGCUAGGCAGGGACAGGUGUCACUCGGUGAAUCCGAUGCGAUAGAGCUUUGA